UAAAACAAAACAAAGACAAGACGUGCUACUAAUUCUGCAAAUCAUAAAUUCUCUCUCACCAAAAUGAUUUCUAUGCUAAUGUUGUGGAAAAGAACAUUUGUAUUGAAAUCAACAAAAUAUCUUUUGUGAAAUAAAUGUAAUGUUGAUGCUUCAUAUGGGCUGUGCUAAUUGAUAGAUAUGGGAUGAUACAAAAAAAUGGUUAGAUGGUCAUCAGGUAAUGUGCACACAAGAAAAAAAUUAUAAAGCUGAAGCUAUAUAACAUUUACAUAUUAAUAUGUUUGACAUGUACAACUUAGCCUCAGCCUCAGCCUCGAUCAUGUCUUGACAGUGUGAAUCUUCUUUUGACCCCUCUUAAUAGAGUGCCACCAAUUCACUUUGCUUUCAAAAGCCGUGAACCUUAGAGUACGUCAAUUGCCACAUGUCAGUCAAAAUAAUUUCAGUCGUGCAUUGUAGCUUGAGGUAAUUUCAGUUGUGAUCUCUUGAUAUCUUGCACCUGGUCUUGUCUAUUAUCUACUCCAUAUGUAACAUUUUAAGAAGAUGAUAUUUAUUGUUGCUUUUUCUGUUUAAUAUGGAAAAUCUGAAUUUAGGUGUUAGCUUUGUUGAUUAAAAAUGCUUUCUAUAUCUUUUAAAGACUUCUUAAGAUGCUAGAAUUAAAUUUGGCAUGUUAUCAUUAGACAUAGUCCUUGUAAUUGGUUUGUUGCCUAAACCAUUGUUGGCCAUUUUUUGUUAUGUCUGAAUGUGAUCCUAAUUUUUUUUGGUAUGGUCGGAUAAUACCAACUGUGCUUUUGAUUUUUUUUAAAUUUUUUUAAUAGUUAGUGUGGUAAAUUAAUUAUUUUGAAGAACUAUAUGUCUAUGUCUUAAACUACAUCCAAUAAAUGAUUCAUCUAUGUCAUAUCUGUAAUUGGUAUGCGUGUGGAUAAUAUACAUUUCCAAAGUUACUUUGGAGUACCUGGAUAAUAUGUAGUUUGAUAAGAAGAAAAAAAUGUAAUUAUGAUAAAGCCAUAUAGUGUUUGUUUGAACCAACUGAAACAAUGAAUGAUUUUUAAAAUAAAUUUUGUUCUAUGCUACGUAAUGAUUUGAUUUUAUUGGAUAAGGGAUGUUUUACGAUAUCUUUGCUUUGAAUCCAUGGAUUGUUUUACUAUUGUUAGAGCAUGGUUUAUUAUUCUUUCAAUUUGGGUGAAAGAACAUGUUAAACACACUUAUUUUAUCAUUUGUGAGGUUGAGUUGUUAAAAUCAUGUUUCCUUAAUUGAGUAUAUAUAAUUUAAUUUUUCUUAAAACAUUUUCCCUCUAUUUUCUUUCCUUCUUCAGCAAUUCACGAGCUGCUCUCUACUCUGCCUCUCUCUCUGUCUCUCGUUCUCAUCAAAUCUUAGUUUUGGUAAAGUGAAAAUCUUCGAUUUAGGGUUCUGAUCCGAUCGCAAAUCUUGAACCUAAAUGGAUGAUCAAUGGCGUCCAGGAUCACCGCAUUAUCACUCUCCGCCGCCGUGUCAAGCUCACCACGGAGACCAUACUGCUGAGGAUUGUCACAAUGAAGCUGAUCGGCUCUAUACGAGAGCUCGAAUUGAUGUCAUCGGACGUCAACUUAGUGGUGUACCGCCUCUGCCUCCAUUUUAUCAUCAUUCUACUCGUCCUCGAGGAUUACUAAUGAGGAACUUGUACUUUUAUGUCUUGUGCUUCUGCACAUUUGCUGUGGUGAAGGCCGGUUCGAGUCCACAGAACAACACUGACAUCAGACUUGAUGCUUUGCUUGCGAUAUUGGGGGAUUUCGGCUACCACCCUGUACUCGCUGAGACUUGGAAAGGGAAUAGCCCUUGUGACAACUGGUUCGGGCUAAUCUGCGUUGAAGGUCAUAUCAAGUAUAUAUUUCUCAUGUCCAUGAACUUGACUGGCUCCAUCUCUCCGCGGUUUGCGGAUCUCACAUCAGUACAUGUAAUCGAUCUGUCUCAAAACCUUCUCACUGGUACCAUUCCCUUCGAGCUGACCAAGAUGAAACUGAGGUUCCUGGAUCUUUCCCAGAACCAGCUACACGGGAAAGUUCCGCGUUUUCAGACACUAGUUCCAGUCACGGAAGGAAAUCCAGAGAUUGUGACUGCGGCGGGGAUCAUUCGUGUUCCUUUAGGGAGAGGUGGCAAGGAAACUGCAGGCGUUGGGGGAUUUUACGUUGGGAUUAUGGUUCUUGGUGUCGUGCUUAUUGGAGGAGCAGUCUUCCUUUUCUAUCUUGCUAAGAAAAUAAACCACCCGGUCUGACUGAUUGUGCUUGUCAAGAAUGAAGUCUCCAACUUUUAUAUACUGCAUGUUAUGUCUAGUGUUGUUGUUGUUUAGUAAGAGAUACUCUUAGUUUGACAAUGAUACUAUCACUAUGUCAUUACCCAAUAUAAGAUUAAAAUAAUUUUUGGAUCGCUUCUGUGUUUCCUCUACAUUGUAUGUUAUGUCAUAGUAUCAUAUAAACAGGUGGAAAGGAGCUUAUCACAAAUAAGCAGCUCCAGUUUUGAAUAAUCGCCAUGCUCCAGAUAUGUUCACAUAAUACGUUUCAAGAACUUUUAGUUUAGAACUCAGAAUUCAGAAGGAGGUUGUUAUAGCAUGAAGACUAGUUAUGUUAAAUAGCUACGGCAUGGUGGUUUUUGAGGUUUUGACUGGGUAACAACAUAUGGAUUCCAAGGGUAGCAGAACGGCUUUAUUUUAUUGGAUUGGGUGAGGUAGAAUAUAGGAUUGGAUUUCAAUAUUAUCAUGCAUAACAGUAUUGUUGAUCUCUUACUUCUUGUUAUAAUGUAUGUAUCCUUUCUUUGUGUAACUGCUUUUGUUACAGUGGACACACUUACAGUUUUUUUUUUUUUUUGCAUUUUGUUUCACCUUUAACCUUUCAUAUUAGUAUGUUUUUAUUCAUACGUCUUUUGUCUUGGAAGAAGAUGGAAGUGAAAAGUUGACCAAAGUAAAGAAAAAACUGUUUUAGUAACAAGUAGUUUAUCCAAUGUGGCAUUGACAAUUGGCUAUGGAUUGCACAGCACGAUUAGCUCAGGCUUAGAACUUUAAUUGGCUCAGGCUCUGCUUUUCACCCAGACCGUUUUGGAAAUUGUCUUUAGGAGCUUUAAUAAGAGUCAUAAUGUCAAAGUCAAACAAGUAAAAGUGAUUUGUUCAACGUAUUAAAAACCCAUAGUUAUGUUCUCGUUAGCUUUUAACAAGUCGUUAACGAAUGAAACAUAACUUCACAUGCAUCUUAGCAUUAAAUUUAACCGAACCAAACACAUAACCAACUUCAUAGUUUCUUGUGAACGGAUCAAAGUCACGACACACGAAGCCCAUGCAUGCACAUAACCAUUACAUGUUCCAAUAAAAGAGGACAGUAUCAUCACCAGUGAAUUUUUGAGGACAAGGCAUUAAACUGUUUCGUGUUUAAAUUACGUCUCUUAAUCCAAUUUAUUAUCCUCUACUCUCAACUGUACUCUGCCACUUUCAUCUUCUAUAUAAACCAUCCCAUUCCAAGCAUACAUGCUAUCAAAUCAAACACAAAACAUCACAUUUGUUCGUGGUAAUAAUACAAAAUGGCUAUGACUUUCUCAUCACUCACCAACCUAGUCCUUCUGGUCUCUGCAGCUGCGUUGCUUGUGUCCCACUCAAGUGCUCGCAACUUGCAGCAGACUCAGACACUGCCUCUUCAAGGAGCUGCUUCUCCUACCAAAGCUGAGGCUCCUACCGUCAAUGCCCCUCUCGACGACCAAAAGAACUUCAUUGUCGGUGGUGCUGCUGGAAUAGGCGGAUUCAUGGGGAUGCCAGGUGGUGGGACCGGUAUGACGUUGCCUCUCCCAUCCGGGACACCGCUUCUUGGUGGGUCUGGUGCGUUUGGUGGUUUGGGUGGUGCAAUGGGAUUUCCUGGUAUUGGAGGUAAUGGUGGCGGUUCUGUUCCCAGCUCAGGAGGUGGUUUGGUGUCUCCAUGAGAGAGUGUCUGAGAGAGAUUAAGAUCCAUUGUCUCUAGCUUUAAGAUGUGUUUAGUUUCUUUUGUGAUCGAGUUUGGAUCAUUGUUCUUGUCUUUUGCUGCAUUUUCUCGUCACUUGUUUAAUGUUGUGUUGUGCUUGCAUGUUGUUGUUUCCUUUCCUUAAUGAAAAAUGUUUUCUUA
Messenger RNA from Brassica rapa (field mustard), 4109 nucleotides. Its product is annotated as glycine-rich protein 5. The record is from RefSeq and is a predicted model, not a curated record. Lineage: Eukaryota; Viridiplantae; Streptophyta; Magnoliopsida; Brassicales; Brassicaceae. Gene Ontology annotation, molecular function: protein binding.